Homarus americanus (American lobster) is the source of this 603-nucleotide messenger RNA. RefSeq names its product RING-box protein 1A (gene Roc1a). The transcript has 5 exons. Bases 63 to 407 code for a protein of 114 amino acids. Gene Ontology annotation, molecular function: zinc ion binding; cullin family protein binding; ubiquitin protein ligase activity. The record is from RefSeq and is a predicted model, not a curated record. Gene Ontology annotation, biological process: protein ubiquitination; ubiquitin-dependent protein catabolic process. Gene Ontology annotation, cellular component: nucleus; cullin-RING ubiquitin ligase complex. NCBI's taxonomy places the organism in Eukaryota, Metazoa, Arthropoda, Malacostraca, Decapoda, Nephropidae.
GAAGGUAACAAGUGGUGAGCCUGGCAGGACCUUGUUGAUGGUAACAUUGCUGAAGAAAUAAAAUGUCAGCGAUGGAGGUGGAUCCACAGGAGGAAGAAGUCGAGGUGCCCUCCUCAAGCACCUCUAAGCAGGACAAGAAGAGGUUCGAGGUCAAGAAGUGGAAUGCUGUGGCUCUCUGGGCAUGGGAUAUUGUUGUUGACAACUGUGCCAUUUGCCGGAACCAUAUUAUGGAUUUAUGCAUAGAAUGUCAAGCUAACCAGGCCUCAGUAACAUCAGAAGAAUGUACCGUAGCAUGGGGAGUGUGUAAUCACGCUUUCCAUUUUCACUGUAUAUCCCGAUGGCUGAAGACCCGUCAAGUCUGCCCCCUAGAUAAUAGGGAAUGGGAAUUCCAGAAAUAUGGCCACUAGAAGAAUUAGAUAAGUAAUAUUUCUUGUGUGUCUUCAACUAUUCUACACUUCAUUAUACAAUACCUGUAUUUAGUAUUUUGGUCAUGUUGAAGAAAUUCAGCCUUUCUUAUAUUGUGACAUUACUCUCUCGACAUACACCUUGUUUAGUGCUUGUGGAUAAUCUAGACUAAAUAAAGUACUUGUGGGUUUUUUUUAA